Messenger RNA from Branchiostoma floridae (Florida lancelet), 3208 nucleotides. Its product is annotated as NCK-interacting protein with SH3 domain-like. The record is from RefSeq and is a predicted model, not a curated record. Lineage: Eukaryota; Metazoa; Chordata; Leptocardii; Amphioxiformes; Branchiostomatidae. Gene Ontology annotation, biological process: endocytosis. Gene Ontology annotation, molecular function: Arp2/3 complex binding; protein binding.
AUUUGAGUUGCUCGCACUUUUAACACCACUAUUGUUUCCCGAAAGGACAAAGCCACGAUGUAUCGCGCGUUGUAUGAUUUUAAAGCGGAUGACGCGUCGGCGCUUUCGUUCCGAGUGGGCCAGCGGUUCACCCUGCUGAACCGCAGCGAUGCUCACUGGUGGGAGGUGACAGACGACACCGGCAGGGUCGGCUACGUCCCGUACAACUACCUGGAGAGAGAUGAGAGUGCUGAGUGUGGAGAUAUCAUCCUGUCCAUUGACAGAGGGAUUGAGCAAGUUCACAUGGCAGCCAUGAACAAUGGUGGCACAUACACAGCGCAUCAUAGGGAAGUCUUACAAUUCCCCAACGAGGCGUCGGUCCACAAAAAGCCACAGAGCUCCACAGGCUCCAACCCAAGUACAGGCACCAACACAGAGGACAGCUAUCAGUGAACCACAGGCACCACAAAAUGUUGGCAUAGAGAGAAUGGCUCACAUGCAGAAAUUUGAGAUAUACCAGGACACAUCAGCAAAAGUGGUCACUACAGAUGCCUCUUCCCAGACGGAACCCUUGAACGACAAAAGAUCAGAGGAAACCCAUAUACCUGAAAACAUUGGUUCAGAACUUGUGGAACUUGUUCGAGUUAAGACAGACGUGAGUUUCCAAAAGUCUAGAAUAGCUGUCUCCUCCAUCUUGAACCACAUAAAGGACAGAGUGCCUGAACUAGAAAGUGCAAUGGAGGACAUUCUGAGACAAGUCAACUCCAGUAAGUUACACACAGUGAAGUCUGGUGAUGGUACCCAGGACAGUGAACGUCUGGAGGUGAUCUUUAGUGAGAUGAGCAGUGUGAAGGACGACUCCCAGCAGAGGAGCUGGCACCUGUACGAGGACCAGUCCAUCAUACUGGAGUACCUGGAGGAACUCAUGUCUAUACUGGAAAAUGCCAUGCCUGCAGUCUGUAGAAAGGCAGUCCAACGGGACAACUAUGAGGUUCUACACAACAUGGUGCAAUACUACCAAAUGGAACACAGACUGCCCAUCCGGCUGGCCCUGCUGCAGGUGUUUGCUGGACUAUGUGGGCUGGAGAGGGAGGUGGUCUCCUCCCUGGUGUGCUCCAUCCUGCCGAUGGAACUGGCUAGAGACAUGCAGGACAGUGUGGAAGCAUUGCAGAAACUCCAAUACUCAGCAUUGCUGCUGACCAUGCUGUUCUCUACAGGGGAGACCAUACCUGUUCACCAUUAUGAGCACCUGAGUGAGGAGUUUGUGAGCUUCCUGUUGUCUCACAUAGAGGAGCCUCCAGAGGAAGAUGUCCAUGAACAAGUGCCUGACUUAUUCCUGAACCUUAUUCUAGCCUUCAACCUACACUUCUCAGACCCGAAAGAUAACCUUGUGAUGAAAGCCAUUGCUAACAGUAGCAAUGUCAGGACUUUUAGUGAGAAAAUGAUGCUACUGGUAAACAGAGGAGAUGACCCAGUCCACAUGUUUGAUCAUGAGCCAAGGCCUCCUAACUCCCUGCUGAAGUUCCUCGCUGAUGUGUUCUCGAGUGAGGUGACCUCAGGGAUCUUCUACACUAAUGACAUGAUGGUUCUGAUUGACAUCAUAGUGAGACAGGUGUCGGAUCUCCCACCUGGAGAUGAGAUCAGGACAGAGCACCUGUCCCUGUUCCACAGUAUAGUGAAGAACACGUCGUACCGCGAGCAUCGCCAUCGCCAUGGCGACCUGCAGCAGUGCUUCCUGGCCAUCCAGAGGGAGGAAGAAAAGGAGGGAGAAGCAGACAAGUUCAUCAUUAGUCAGAUAUGGGCAGACUUUCCUGAUGUCUUCUCACGGUCCGACCUGGUCUGAUGAGCAAAUUGGUCAACUGUGGACCUUUCACAGAUCUACUUCCAGCAGAAGAUGUGUGAUCAAGACUCGAGGAACAAGGAUUAUUUAUGCCGUCAUAGAUGUUGUGUAUUGUUUCUUAACAGCACAGGAAAGUGUUAUAACCGAAGUUGUUCUGUAGAUGGACACUUAGCUGAUGUUCCAUAUGAAAGCCUCAAUGAGGUCUUGUUUUGUUUGCAAAUUCUCUGCUGCUGCUGCUUUCCAUUAUUAUGUUUUACAAAAUAAGUCAUUCUCAUAUUUAGUACCUACAGGUGCAACAUGUUAUUUGAGCCUGAUGUUUGCUACUCUUGGACAUAAUGAAUUUGUAUACAAUAUAACUCACUACUUGUCAGGGCUCUAGCCAGCUCGAAAUUUUUUUCCGUCAGCCAAUUCCCAUUGUCGCAAAAACACUAUUCAAGGAGUUAGAGAGACUGAACUGAGACCUUGAAAAACGGGUUUUAAUGAGAUUAUCGUAUGCGAAAGGGCACCGACACACAUUGUCAACAAUCAUAACAAUAGCAAAACAAACAGUGUGUGGCUUUUACGGCUGUGGACAGCGUCCCCAAGCCAGCUGUAGCUUCCGUCACACGCAGCAAAUUUCCGUCAAUUGACGUAAAAACGGACGCUGGCUAGAGCCCUGCUACUUGUCUGCCAUUGUCAGCAAACACUCUAUGAUGUAUUACACAUGUACUAGGAUAUAAUGAAAGGAAACCUAUGAUAUACUGUCUAUAUUACCACACAGAUGCUAUUUAAGAUAUUCUAUAAAACAUGACAUAGACAUGGUGUAUAAAAAAUUGAUAGGUUCUAUUUUGACACAGUGAUCAGAAUGAUAACAAAACAGAUAUUAUAUACUGCACUAUCUUUUUUUAAACCUUAAGAUUUUGCUUAUCUGCAAUAAUAUUGUGCAACAUUCAUUCCAGAGCAUAUUGUGUAAUUGACAAACCCUAUAAGGUCUUCUACAAGGAAAAGACUCAGUGUAUAUUAUUCUGGCUUUAGAUUAUAUUUGCAAUAUGCUAUUGCUUUGUUUGUAUCUGUUACAAUUUCUGAUAAUAAUGCUUACUUAGUGAUUUGGGGUCUAAACUUAUUUUAACUUUAUUGCCUGGUACAUUAUUCUAUUUACGUUCAUACUUUUAUAAAAUGAGCUGCCAUCUACAAUUUUUGUGAUGGCCAAACAGCCACUAUGUGUUACACUUAUAGCUUCUACAAACUAUUAUAAAGUACAUGCAGAUACAUUCUUGUGAUGAUUUACAUAUGAUAACAAAGAAGUUGCCAACUACAUAUUUCAUUCAGUACAACUUUAAAUCAUGGCCUUACCACUGCAAGGUCAUUAGAAAAUAAAGACAUUGGUAUCAUACAUUCAAAGUUAACUUA